This is a messenger RNA of Sebastes umbrosus (honeycomb rockfish), 2257 nucleotides long. It is a transcript of the gene plrg1, whose product is annotated as pleiotropic regulator 1. Gene Ontology annotation, biological process: mRNA splicing, via spliceosome. Gene Ontology annotation, molecular function: protein binding. NCBI's taxonomy places the organism in Eukaryota, Metazoa, Chordata, Actinopteri, Perciformes, Sebastidae. The transcript has 15 exons. The record is from RefSeq and is a predicted model, not a curated record. Gene Ontology annotation, cellular component: Prp19 complex; precatalytic spliceosome; catalytic step 2 spliceosome. The coding region runs from base 195 to 1730 and encodes 511 amino acids.
AGCUCUAGCUGGUUGGUGGUGUUGUUUACUUCCGGGUCGAGCGGUCGUCUUGUGCUGGUCUGAAGCUCCAGUGAUGCUCUAGUGAAGCUCAUGUCUGCUGAAUCGUGAUAUAUUGUUGAAUUCGACCAAGUUAUACUACUUUAAAAAAGUGGUGUCUUCAGCUUUAGUGUUUUAUCCUCGUUCCUGUCCCCACCAUGGCCGAGGAUGUCCAGAAGCACUCAGUCCAUACUCUGGUCUUCAGGUCUCUGAAGAGGACUCACGACAUGUUUGUGUCCGACCACGCCAAGUCCAUCGCUCUGGAUGAGGAAAGCCACAAGGUGAAGAUGGGCGUGAAACUGAAAGCAGAUUAUAGUGCAGUUUUACACAUGCCUGUCCUGAAGGAAGGGAAAGACAGAGUGUCACAGCUUCCUGGCGGUAUGCUAGGCCACCAGAGCUACACACAGCCAGGGGACGACCCAGAAUACCUGAUCACCGGGACACAUGCUUAUCCCUCUGGACCUGGAGUAGCCUUGACUGCUGAUACAAAGAUGCACAGGAAUCCAAGUGAGGCAGGAAUCCACUCUAUGGCGCUGGCUUUGCCACCCUCACAAGCCAGGCAGGACGUGAGCCGCACUGCUGCCAGUGUUGGUGACAUCCAUCGACAUGCAGGAGGAGCAGAGAGAUCUCAUCCGACAGCUGUGUCGCUCUUGGACGGAGGCGGCACCAGAAAUUCUACGCUCGCGAGGAAAGCACCCACUAUGCCUAAACCCCAGUGGCAUCCACCAUGGAAACUGUUUCGGGUCAUCAGUGGUCACCUCGGCUGGGUGAGAUCCAUCGCUGUGGAGCCGGGGAAUCAGUGGUUUGUCACAGGGUCUGCUGAUAGAACCAUAAAGAUCUGGGACCUUGCCAGUGGGAAACUGAAACUCUCCCUGACUGGACACAUCAGUACAGUGCGCGGUGUGGCGGUCAGCAAUCGUAGCCCCUACCUGUUCUCCUGUGGAGAAGACAAGCAGGUCAAGUGUUGGGAUCUGGAGUACAACAAGGUCAUCAGGCACUAUCACGGACACCUUAGCGCCGUGUAUGAUAUCGACCUACAUCCAACUAUUGACGUGCUGGUAACGUGCAGCAGAGAUGCCACAGCAAGGGUGUGGGACAUCAGGACAAAAGCUAACGUGCACACGCUAACCGGCCACACCAACACUGUGGCCACAGUGAGAUGUCAGGCUGCAGAACCACAAGUCAUCACUGGCAGCCACGAUUCAACCAUCAGGCUGUGGGAUCUGAUUGCUGGGAAAACCAGAGCAACUCUGACAAACCACAAGAAGUCUGUCCGAACUCUGGCGCUGCACCCCAGACAAUACACGUUUGCCUCUGGUUCUGCUGAUAACAUCAAGCAGUGGAUGUUCCCAGAUGGCAACUUCAUCCAGAACCUGUCGGGCCACAACGCCAUCAUCAACACUCUGGCGGUUAAUUCUGAUGGCGUGUUGGUGUCUGGAGCCGACAACGGGACCAUCCACAUGUGGGACUGGAGGACCGGCUACAACUUCCAGCGGAUUCACGCAGCCGUGCAGCCUGGAUCUCUGGACAGCGAGUCGGGCAUCUUCGCCUGCAUGUUCGACAACUCGGAAAGCCGACUGAUCACCGCAGAGGCUGACAAGACCAUUAAAGUAUACAAAGAGGACGACACCGCUACGGAAGAAAGCCAUCCAGUCAACUGGAAACCAGAAAUCCUCAAGAGAAAAAGAUUCUAAUCAUUUUUUUAUUUGUUCCUCUCGUCACAGUAACAAAGUUUAAUUUUAUUUCUACCAAACCUCCUGUUGUAGAUACACCCAUCAAGUUUUGUUUGGUACUGCUUUUUUCUUAAUGUGUCUUUGACAGAAGCGAGCACAUUGUCCCGUUUUACUCCAAAUACCAUUUGCAGUCUUCAUUGUAUGACGUUAGUCCGGUAAAGUGGCCAUGUUGGACGGCGAGGAACCGCCCCGAGUGUUUGUUCUUGAUGAUGACGGCUCUCUGGUGGCUCUGGUCCGUCUGAUCCACCAACAUCAGCCACUCUUCACAUUCAGACGGGCUGGCCUCACAGUGGACGUGGUUCCUGCUGGGGUCAAACCCUGCAGAGGGACAGACGGUGCGUUGAAAAUUAGUUUGGAAAAAAGAAAAAAAUGUAUUGACUCAAAAUUGCCAGUUGUUCAGACACGUAAACAAACGACGCCCUUUUUUCCAAUUUGCAAUGUGAAGUUUAUUUUGUUCCGUUUAAUAAAAAAACUACAUUUUUCACAUA